AUGGAGCCGGGCUGCGGUGGUGGUCCGGGCUUGCUCAUCGUCAAUAACAAACAACGGAGCGGAGGACUUGGACUCACCACGACGACGCCCCCGCCGCCGCCGGGAGGGAAAGGCCGGGAGCCUAAUCGUAACCAGCGGAAAGACUCGGAGGGCUAUUCAGAAUCACCAGACUUUGAGUUUGAAUAUGCAGAUGCCGACAAGUGGAUCGCUGAACUCUCAGAACUGUACAGUUAUACCGAAGGUCCGGAAUUCCAACUCAACAGAAAAUGCUUUGAGGAAGAUUUUAGGCUGCAUGUGCUGGAUAAAAAGUGGACAGAACUGGACACUAAGCAACAUCAUACUCAUGCCAUGAGACUUCUUGAUGGCCUUGAGGUCACAGCUCGGGAGAAAAGGCUCAGGGUAGCUCGAGCCAUUCUCUAUGUUGCACAAGGCACAUUUGAUGAGUGUAGUUCAGAAGCUGAGGUUCAGUUUUGGAUGCGAUACAACAUUUUUCUUCUGCUUGAAGUUGGAACAUUUAAUGCUUUGGUGGAGCUUUUGAACAUGGAAAUUGAUAACAGUGCUGCCUGUAGCAGUGCAGUGAGGAAACCUGCUAUCUCCCUGGCUGACAGCACAGAUUUGAGGGUGCUUCUGAACAUUAUGUACCUUAUUCUGGAGACUGUCCGUCAAGACUGUGAAGGAGAUAAGCCUGAGUGGAAGACAAUGAGACAGACCUUCAGGGCUGAGCUAGGGGCACCUCUAUAUAACAAUGAACCAUUUUCUGUGAUGCUCUUCGGCAUGGUCACCAAAUUCUGCAGUGGCCAUGCCCCACAUUUUCCUAUGAAGAAAGUGUUGCUGCUGCUCUGGAAGACUGUCCUGUGCACCCUUGGAGGAUUUGAAGAGCUUCAGGAUAUGAAAGCAGAGAAACGAGAGAUGCUGGGUCUUCCCCCACUUCCUGAGGAUAGCAUAAAAGUGAUCCGCAACAUGAGAGCUGCGUCACCUCCAGCAUCGGCUUCAGAUUUGAUUGAGCAGCAACAGAAACGGGGUCGUCGGGAACACAAGGCUCUUAUUAAACAGGAUAAUCUAGAUGCAUUCAAUGAGCGAGAUCCUUACAAAGCCGAUGAUUCCCGAGAAGAUGAGGAGGAGAAUGAUGAAGACAAUAGUCUUGAGGGGGAGACAUUUCCUCUUGAAAGAGAUGAAGUGAUGCCUCCUCCUGUGCAGCAUCCUCCAACUGACCGACUGACAUGUCCAAAAGGUUUGCCUUGGGCACCCAAAGUCAGGGAAAAAGAUAUUGAGAUGUUUCUGGAAUCUAGUCGAAGCAAAUUUAUUGGCUAUACCUUGGGAAGUGACACCAACACCGUAGUGGGAUUGCCAAGACCAAUUCAUGAGAGUAUCAAAACUCUAAAAUUGCACAAAUAUACAUCUAUUGCAGAAAUUCAAGUUCAAAUGGAAGAGGAGUAUCUGCGUUCUCCCUUGUCAGGGGGGGAAGAGGAGGUUGAGCAAGUUCCAGCUGAAAUCUUAUACCAGGGUCUUCUUCCUAGCCUGCCUCAGUACAUGAUUGCCUUGCUGAAGAUUCUGCUCGCUGCAGCACCCACCUCCAAAGCCAAGACUGAUUCCAUCAAUAUCCUUGCCGAUGUUUUACCAGAGGAGAUGCCAACAACUGUGUUACAGAGCAUGAAGCUGGGCGUUGACGUGAAUAGGCAUAAAGAGAUUAUUGUAAAAGCUAUUUCUGCUGUUCUGCUGCUGCUGCUCAAGCAUUUUAAACUGAAUCAUGUAUAUCAAUUUGAAUACAUGGCUCAACAUCUAGUGUUUGCCAAUUGCAUUCCGCUUAUAUUGAAAUUCUUCAAUCAGAACAUCAUGUCAUACAUCACAGCAAAGAAUAGCAUUUCUGUUUUGGAUUAUCCAUAUUGUGUGAUACAUGAACUACCAGAGCUGACUGCAGAAAGUUUGGAAGCUGGAGACAAUAAUCAGUUUUGCUGGAGGAACCUAUUUUCUUGCAUUAAUCUUCUUAGGAUACUGAAUAAGUUAACAAAGUGGAAACACUCUAGGACCAUGAUGUUGGUAGUUUUCAAGUCUGCUCCCAUUCUAAAAAGAGCCCUGAAAGUGAAGCAAGCCAUGAUGCAACUCUAUGUAUUGAAACUUCUCAAAGUGCAAACAAAGUACCUGGGACGUCAGUGGAGGAAAAGCAACAUGAAAACUAUGUCUGCAAUCUACCAAAAAGUGCGACAUCGGCUCAAUGAUGACUGGGCUUAUGGCAAUGAUCUGGAUGCACGUCCAUGGGACUUCCAAGCUGAAGAAUGUGCUCUACGGGCCAGUAUAGAACGCUUCAACUCUCGACGCUAUGACCGGGCACAUAACAACCCUGAUUUUCUACCUGUUGACAACUGUUUGCAAAGUGUGUUGGGUCAGCGGGUGGAACUGCCUGAAGAUUUCCAAAUGAAUUAUGACUUGUGGCUGGAAAGGGAAGUUUUUUCUAGACCGAUCUGCUGGGAGGAGUUGUUGCAAUGAUGAUUUAUAAAAGGAACAUCUUUCAAGACAUGGAAGCUAAUACAUGUGCCCAAAGAUAUAGUGUUCCUGAUCUACAGUCAACCAGGCCUAGAGGAGAUAAAAUUGUUUUGUGACUUAUAACCAGCAGUUUUUCCUUUUUCCUCCAGGUGGCAGCAUGUAACUGACAAUGGCUUUCCUACAUCUUUGGGGCUGCUUUGGUUAUUGAUUGCUAAAUAAGUGUAGAGUAGAGCUUGAGUGCUGGGCCUCUUGUGCUACAAUAUCGAUGCCGAUACUGUUGUUCACUAAACAUGGCCAACUAUUCUGUUCCAAAAUUAAAAUGGCAGCUUUUUUAAAGCUAUAUCUGCUAUCCUUGUCCCAGAAUGGAAAGGUGACGUCAUUUUCUUACUAGCUUCUAAGAGAAAAAAAAAUGACUUAGUUGUGCAGAUGGGAAGAAACUGGAAAUAAGACGUGUAUAUAGUAGUGCCACAGAAUCCUCAGCUUCUGGGACAAGGUUGAGCGUGUAAGUGCUAUAAUGUGUAAGCACCAUUCGGGCUUAUUUCAGUCUUGAAAGAAGAGAAAAAGCAACUAUGCUUAUCAUGGGUGUUUUCCCAACUUGUGCCUCCGAUUGAAUCAGACUUUAGAUGAGUCACAGUGUAAUUGCAAUUGAUAAAUAUUAUUGAAUAUUAAUACCGAUUUUGUUGCAUUUUGAGAGAAAACAUAUUGCUUUUAUGUUUUCUAAACAUCCUUUUUCCUGUUGUAAUUGUCUGAAAUCUGAAAGAUUUACAAAUGAGAUUUCAGCACAGGGGCAGAUGCCUGUGUAGCUUUCUCAAUUUGUCUUAGCGUGACAUAUUCAUUCUCAGUUUCCUCAAACCAGAGAGUUCUGUCCUCAUGGAUUCUGCACUUCAAUCUAAUUUUAGCAAAAAGCAGUAGGUGUGUUAUUUCCAUUGCUGUUUUCUAUGGUGCAGGUUCCGAGUCUCUGCUAGCUACAUUGGGAAUGAGAUGGAAGAAAAGGCAUCUACUCAAAGACGGUGAUAAAACACAUUUGUAAAUUGAGUGGAUGACACCUGUUUCCUAGGAGAUAAUAUUUCCUAUUUGCUGAUAGACUAAAUCUCUAUAGCUUCAAUUGAAUUGGGUUAUAUUUGUGAGUGUUUUGUUACAUUUGUGAACAGGAGCAAGCAAAAUGCUGCACUCUGUGUGGCAUGUCGGUUUUCUAGGUGGUUUUGUAACCUAGUAAUAAGCUUCAAUUGCAAUCCUAAAAUAAUUUAUUUGGAAAUAAGGCCCGACAAAAUUCAUAUGGCUUCCAAAUAAAUAUGUUUAGGACUGGAGCUGCAUUAAAAGGCUACUACAAAACCAGAAGUGCUUUCCAGUUAAUCUGACUUACUUAUUCCUCUAAAUUUUCCUGUAUGGUUAACUGAGUUAUGAUUGAAAUUUUAGAGUGUCUCUCAUAGAAAGAACAAUAGGAACCAACGUUUAUUUUAUCUAUUUAAAAGAGUAAAAAUUACGUUUAGCAAAUCUUUAAGACACUUCAAACAAAAUCAUGCAGGAAGCUAAUGUAAGGAUUGUGUUAGAACAAUAGUUACAAAUUUCUAACUUUUCAAUUAAAAAAGUAUCAUUUUGCUUACCUCAGCAUUGUGAAUAAUAUAAUGGUGAUACACAAUUAUAUGAAAAAGCAACAAACAUUAGAACAGCAAAAUACCUCUUACGAUCAGUGCUUUGCUUACAUUUGCUUAUUAAUACUUACUGGAUUUUUCUAUGCACUUCUACAGUAAAAGUAUGGGCUAGAGAAAGUGAGUAUAACUCUAAUAUAGGAAUAAAUUAUUGAAGGCAUUGUUGUUUCAAAUGUUAUGCCUUUUUGCUGCUGCACUGAAAUCAAUAGGAAAUCCUUCCAUAGCCAUCUGAUUGAAGAGAAUUAGUGUGAUGGUAACGUUUUCUUAUAGCUGCAUUUGCAAAGAGCUGCUACUCACAAGGUCACUCUCUCGUCUCUGGCAGUUCUGCAGUUGAGAUAGCAAUUAAAUGUAAUGAUAGAGCCAGACCUAAGAAAGCAAUGUCUCCUUCCUAUGUCACAUUAAGAAGGAUGGGCCUACCAUGUAGUCUGUUAGCAUAAAAUAGGAUAUCCUUCCCUGCUUAGUUGUAGAAAGCACUAAUUUGGUACCCCAUCUGAGAUGGGAUAAAAUUGAUAUACCCAUGUUUCUUGCAGGUUAGUAAUCCAGCUUCUACACAUUCUUGUUUCUCUGUCUCUGGGAUCAUAUUCCCCAUAUGUCUUUGUUUAUGCCUAAAAUCUUACAGCUGGGAGGUUAUUGCAUCUUGAUAGUUCACCUAAUUACAUUUUUUUACAGGUAGGUAGAGUUGGGGUAAGGGGAUCUUUAUUUUUCCAGUGUCGAAUGUAAAUAAAUGAAAGUUAAUGAAUUUUUUAAUAUGGGGUUUCAUUAUGCUUAUUUGCAAACAUUUUGCUACAGAAAGUUUGAGAAACGAACAAUUCUUGU
Messenger RNA from Pseudonaja textilis, 4946 nucleotides. It is a transcript of the gene STRIP1, whose product is annotated as striatin interacting protein 1. Lineage: Eukaryota; Metazoa; Chordata; Lepidosauria; Squamata; Elapidae. The record is from RefSeq and is a predicted model, not a curated record. Gene Ontology annotation, biological process: cytoskeleton organization. Gene Ontology annotation, cellular component: cytosol.